Neohortaea acidophila is the source of this 1412-nucleotide messenger RNA. RefSeq lists its product as uncharacterized. Bases 211 to 1080 code for a protein of 289 amino acids. The transcript has 2 exons. NCBI's taxonomy places the organism in Eukaryota, Fungi, Ascomycota, Dothideomycetes, Mycosphaerellales, Teratosphaeriaceae. The record is from RefSeq and is a predicted model, not a curated record.
GUAUCGGCCCCAAUCUCGAUGUGAUGCCGUGGGUGAUUAGGUGCAUAACCGCUGAGAACACCCUCCAAUCAACGUCUUGUCACCUUGUGGCCCCCACGCACCAUACGUUCAUCGCCGUUUGCCUUCCCCUGGCCCGAUGGCAUGACUCCUCACCUUCACAUUUCGACGGUCGAAGACACCGCACAAUAACUUGCGGAGCUCCUGUCCUUCAUGGCCAUCUCCGCCCAGAUAUCCGAACUCGCAGCCCAAUGUGUCAAGGACCUUAAACGCGACACCGAGCGCUACGGUCGCCUCGGGGCACUCUUUCUUCACACGGCCCUCUUGCAACUUCGUCCCAUCCUCGCGACAAUUCAAAAACAUGUCGUGGACCCGAACGGGCACGAGCCGGACGAGGCUUCGAAGGCAGCGCGCGCGAUAAGAGACUCGUACACUAGCGUGUUCACUACGGUUGGCGUCGCGGGAGCCAUCAUUGCCCAAAUCGCUGUCAGCGAGCUGAUCAGUUUGAACGAUAUCAGCGAGGUCACCUUCUUAGUUCAGCUAGCUUUCAUACUCGGCGUGCUCGCGGGGAUUUUGUCGGUGUACUUUGCUUGCAUCGUCCAGACCAUGCUGAGCGGUCUCCCUGUUGGUGACGAGGUCAAGGAGUGGCUCACUACGCCGGAGAGGUCUCUCGAAAUCCUGCGGAGAAGCUGUGUCUCCGGGGGUCAUGAAGUCGGCAAAGCAGACGAGCUCAGAAUGCCAUCCUUCGGUUCCGCCCUGAUGCUGACCAUGCCUGCCCUACUGCUCAACAUCUCACUUGGAUCGCUCUUGGUCGGAAACGGGAUCUAUAUUGGACAGCUUUACACUCUACCUGGUCUCAAUUCGAUCACCAAAGGUCAGAGUCUCGCGACUUUGCUAACCUUCGUGAUCGUCGCCGGACUGCUUUUGAUCAUCGGCACGUUCCCUGCGUUGAUGAAAACGCUCGAGGGCACCAACGCCGCUCGUCGGGAUCGCCAGGACCGAUUGCGCAGCCUCGCCACCGACGUAGGCGUCCACCGGCCUGCUGCUAACAAAGCCGGCGUCCUCAACCCAGGCAAGGCAUAGUUCACUCGGAGCUAUUGCCGGUGCAGCCACGAACGCAUCGAACUCGCAUGUCUCGGUGGGAGAUUAGUCGCAAAGCCAUAUAGCAAAUCGAGUCUGCCAGCGGAAUCUUGCCCGUACCAAGUCAAGAAGCAGACGCCAUGAUAUCUGCCCCUUCAACUUCCCCUUGCGAACUAUCAGGGGCGCGUUAAAGCAAGCAGGCUUACGGUCGACGUGGCACACCAAGCCGUUUCCGAGUUUGCUGUGUGUCGAGUUGCUUGUGUAAUGAAGGUGCUGUAUGUAGUGACGACGACGAACGCAAAGUCCGCACGCCUCAGACGGCUCCACGAGCUAGG